AUGCAAAAAGGGGAAACAUUGUUUUAUGCUAUUCUUCUUUUAAUCCCCAUCGUAGGCACUUGGAUAUACCUAAAAAUAGUGGAAAAUAAAAAAAUAAAAAAAAAGAAAAAAAAAAGUGACUCCUUAGGAGAGGAUGACAUAGGAAGUGCACAAAGGGAAGACCAAAACAAGUGUCAUUCCGUGACAGAUCAGAGUAAAAAUCUUUCCAGAAGGAAGAUCAGCAGCAUGGAGGACACUGCGUCUUUUUCUUUUCAUCCACAUGUCAGCAGGUUGGGUGCUACUUCACGGGGCGAUGAAAUGGGAGCUGAUAAGAUGCAAUGUGUAGAGAAGGACGCCGCUUUGGGUGGGUCCACGGGGAACGAUGCAGGGGAUAAUUUAUCCAGUGGAAAGUCAAAAGCAGAACGAGAAUUGCUCGACGAACGGUGCGGUGAGGUAACCAAAGGGGAAAAGUGCCAGAUGGAAGAGGCGCACCCAGCGGGAGGAUCCCCAAUGGGGGAGGGGUCCCUCGAGAGAGUUUGCCAAUAUAGCGAAAGGGAUAAAUCCGAAGUGGGAGACCCAGUGCAGGGAAAGAAGAGCCUCGGGAGGGGUAGCGAUAGCACCAUGGAAAGCCUUCCAGGCAUCAGUUAUGUGAAAGCCCAGAGUGGGGACCAAACAAAUGAUGAUGAUAAAGUAAAAGAGGUGGAACCCGACGAACAAAGUGUGAAUAAUAGUGAACCCAACCAAGUGAAUACAAAUGAGAACGAGAAAAGAGAAAGUUGCCAGUGGGGCAGCCAGGAAAAAGUUAAUUCCCCAUUUGCGAAGCGGCCAAACAGUAGGACAAAGAGAGAGGACAUAAAGGAACAACUGAAUAAAGAAGACAUGAAUGGCUAUGUGAGGAAUUACUACAGUGACAACUAUAUAAGUAAAGAUGAGUAUGAGAAUUCCAGUUCGCAAAUGAGCUCCUCCGUGGAGGAUGAUGACUCAGAAGAAAUCAGCUCCAACGAGGGCGACUCGGACAGGAGUGAGGACUCUGCCGAUGGGAAGAGUUCAUCAAUCCUCAGUGAGGACUAUGAAGAAGAGGAGGAAGACACCGACGAGGGGGAGAGCGAAAUGGAAGAUGAUGAUGAGGAGGAUGGGAACUGUGAGGAUGACAAGAACGAAGGUGGGGAGAACAUAGAAGAGAUAAAGGACCAAGGAAAUGAGUUAUUCAAAAAGGGGGACUACAAGCAGGCCAUCUUUUACUACAAUAAGGCUUUAAAAAAAUGCAAGGAGAAAAGUACCAAGUCGAUUUUGUACUCCAAUAGAGCAGCUUGCUACUCACAUUUAGCCAACUGGAAUCAGGUGGUCGAAGAUUGCAAUAAGUCCAUCAACUAUAAUGAGAACUUUGUGAAGUCCUACAUACGCAGGAGCAAUGCAUAUGAACAGCUGGAAAAAUAUAAUGACGCGUCGAACGACUUGAAUAAAGCCAUAUCGCUGGACUCCUCCUUGUUAGCCAAUUAUGAGAUGAAGCAGAAAAAAUUAAAGUACCUGGCUGAACAGCAAUUAAAUAAAGAAAAGGAAGAAAUGGUGGGAAAAUUAAAAGACUUUGGUAAUUUGCUGCUGGGGAAAGUGGGAUUGUCACUUGAUAAUUUUGAAGUGCAAAAAAAUCCAAACAAUGAUGGUUCGUUUAAUAUUCAAUUUAAGCAAAAUAAGUAG
Plasmodium coatneyi is the source of this 1674-nucleotide messenger RNA. RefSeq lists its product as uncharacterized. The transcript has a single exon. The coding region runs from base 1 to 1674 and encodes 557 amino acids. Lineage: Eukaryota; Apicomplexa; Aconoidasida; Haemosporida; Plasmodiidae. Gene Ontology annotation, molecular function: protein binding. The record is from RefSeq and is a predicted model, not a curated record.